Molecule: messenger RNA, 412 nt
Organism: Scaptodrosophila lebanonensis
Lineage: Eukaryota; Metazoa; Arthropoda; Insecta; Diptera; Drosophilidae
Exons: 2
Coding region: 45-347 (100 amino acids)
Molecular function (GO): serine-type endopeptidase inhibitor activity
Source: RefSeq, a predicted model, not a curated record
UAGUUUGCCGAAGCAAGAAAAACUCUUGACAGUGUGCUGCCGAAAUGCCAGGGAUUCUAUACUUGCUGCUAUUGCUCUACGUUGAUGCUGAUUAUGCGGCCAAGGUUAAGCGUUGGCGUAGCGAGCCCCUAAACAAUCCUCGUUGCAGCAUCAAAGAAAAGGCAAGGGGGAUUGGAGAGUGCCACAAACACAUGCGCACUUAUUUCUUUGAGGAGGAUCACUGCCACCAAAUGCUGGUGAUGGGAUGCUCCCUGGAGGGCAAGAAUCGUCAUUUGACUCAGCGCCACUGUGAACUAACAUGCGUAAAGCAAAUAAAAAGCAGGAACCAGGAUGAAGUUUUGCAUUAAGUGUUACACAAUCAGAACAGCCAAACCCAAUAAAUAUUGCAUGCCUUGAGUUAACUCUAAACGUA